AGAAAACGCGAUCGUUCGCUGUAUGUGAUGGGUAGGCAGUGGCAGCUGCUCUCGUUAACGCAAGCGAAGCGGAGUUUUAGAUCCGUCUUAUUAGCGAGCCGGUGAUUUCCCGGUAAGCAGCUUUCCCGCAGCCGCAGCAGCUGAGACUCGCGUUUCAUACAAACCUUUAAACGUGUCGUUUCAAUGACGCGGUGUGACGCGUUGAGCCGAGGAGCGUUUCCUGAACGGCUAGGUUUCAGUGUAAAUGACUCACAGACUAACACUUCUCUGUCUGUGUUCACGUGGAAAUAUACGUCUCUUUAAGACGACGACAGUCGGUUCUGUGUGGCUCUUUAACGGCUGUUUUUAACGCCUGACGGUUUCGCUGGAGCUCGUUUCGUCGGUUUAUUAGUGUACUGGAUAUACACAGAUGGCACCGUUUGUUGAAAAUAAGGCAAAACGAAAGCAAGGCGAAGAGAAGAUGCCUCAACCCAAAGUGAAGCUGGUGGUGACAGGAGAUGAUUUUGGGUACUGCGAGAGAAGAAACCAAGGGAUUGUGGAUUGCUUCAAAGCUGGUGGGAUCUCCAAUGUCUCUCUUCUGGUCAAUGCUGUCUCAGCGCAGCACGCGGCAGAGCUGGCUAAAAGGAAUCACAUCCCCAUUGGACUCCAUGCAAAUCUCUCAGAGGGUCUUCCAGUGUCUCAGGAUCUAAAGGGCUCAACGCUCCUCAACAAGGAUGGGUUCUUCCAUGGCAAGAUGGGCUUCAGGGAGGUUUUGCAGAGUGGUCAGCUCAAGAUGUCAGAGGUGGAGGCGGAGCUCAGAGCCCAGGUAAAUCGAUUUUAUGAACUGGUUGGCCACAUGCCCUACCAUAUGGACGGCCACCAGCAUGUGCACAUUCUGCCAGAGGUGCGAGAGGUGUUUGCACAGGUUCUUUCUGAUUUUGGAAUCACCUACACGCGGGUGCCCAUAGAACCCGGUCUUAAAUUUUGCACCUUCCUCCCACCGCAUCUGAGAGACUUCAAUGCACAGGUUGAAAAAGACGCCCUUGAAUCUAUCGAGGUCUUUCAUCGCCAUGGAAUUAGAUGGCCUGACGUAUACCUGGGCCUAAGCACCAUGGGUAAGAACAUGUCCGAGACCAACCUGAAACGUGCUUUGGGCUUCGCGCUGGAAGCUUCACUAGAUGACCGCGUGACCUCCCCAUUGAUACAGUCCAAUGAAGCCGCGACCGACUCCUACCGCCUGGUUACAGCAGAGCUCAUGGUGCAUCCGGGAUAUCCAAGUCAGCCUCACCAGGGCGGCUGUGGAGAAGGACCGGACGACUUCUCACAGUCUGCAGACCGACCGCACGAACUGAAUAUUUUGAGGGACCCUUUGGUGCUUAACUACUACAGGCAACAGGGGAUCCACCUCUGUGCCUUUAAAGACUUUUAAACACUUAGAGUGAAGUAUUUGGGGCACUGUUAAACUGAAGGCCUUCCGCUUUAAGAUCUCCACCCAUACCUCAAUUAGUCAGUAGGGUACGAGUGCUUGGUUUGGGAAAGACAGAAAAAUCUGCAUCAUUGUGCUGCUUCCAUAGCCUAUACGAAACAAUUUGAAGCUGCUACUCUAAGUAGAGCCAAAACUGAAUUGUGCUAAUUAUUUAACAGAAACACAAGAUACUCUCAGAUUGACCUGUUUUUAAAACUUCAGCUAUUAUAUUGACCCAUUUUAAAAUUGUACAAAAAGACAUUUAGUUCACUUUAUUUAGCAGCCAGCCGUGUCAACAUGGAAAGCUGCGUCCUUAUACUAGGUGUGAUUUUUAUCUGGAUUUGUUUCUGAAGAUUUUGCCUCAUUUGAGCAAGUUUCUCUCAAAUCCAGAUAUUAUGGAAGAGAACUGUAAAUUAUAUUUAAAAACAUAUUUAUGACUGUAACAAACUACAUGUAGCAGUUACUUUAUAUAUUUAAAUUUUUUUAAAUUUUUGGGUACGUUUUUAACAAAUUUAUUUAUGAUAUUUUUGUGAACCUGAAAUAAAGAGAGUUCAUUUUA
Molecule: messenger RNA, 2003 nt
Organism: Puntigrus tetrazona (Sumatra barb)
Lineage: Eukaryota; Metazoa; Chordata; Actinopteri; Cypriniformes; Cyprinidae
Gene: ydjc
Product: YdjC chitooligosaccharide deacetylase homolog
Exons: 6
Coding region: 410-1408 (332 amino acids)
Biological process (GO): carbohydrate metabolic process
Molecular function (GO): deacetylase activity
Source: RefSeq, a predicted model, not a curated record